ACAGCAUCUUCCUAGCCCAUCCUCCACCUCAGCUCGAGAAAUAGCCGCCGAAAGGAUGCCUCCCAAUACUCUCUCCCCUCCUUGUUCGCACCAGCAUCUCCUCAUACCCUAGAGAAUGCGCCUCCUCAACGUCCACACCCUCGAAUUCUCCGUCUACCACUCCACCCCACCACCCUACGCCAUCGCCUCCCACCGCUGGCACCUCGGCCACGAAGCUUCCUACAAAGACAUCCUAAAAAAGCGAAAUACAACUUCCACAGGGUAUAAAAAAGUUUUGGAAUUCGCAGACUUUGUCAGGAAAAAUGUGGGAAAUGUGGAAUGGUUAUGGAUCGAUACGUGUUGUAUCUUACAACAGAGUAGUGAGGAAGUUUCAGAAGCUGUGAAUAGUAUGUUUAAAUGGUAUCGGAAUGCGGUGGUUUGUAUUGCGUGGUUGGAUGAUUUUGGUGGGGUGAGGGAAGGUGGAGGGGAUUUGGGGAUGUUGGGGAGGAGUAGGUGGUUUACGAGAGGUUGGACUUUGCAAGAGUUGGUUGCGCCGAAGACAGUUGUGUUUGUUACGAGGGGGUGGGAGGUGCUGGGGUAUAAGGGGAUUAGAACGGAAGGGUUGAAACAAAUGGCAAUGGGACCGGAGUUGGGGGAGAUUUUGGCAGGUGUCACGGGAAUUCCGGAGCCGGUGCUGAAGGAUUAUGAGUAUGCGAGGGCGAUUGGGGCGGAGCAGAAAUUGGAGUGGAUGAGUGAGAGAGAAACGACGAGGGAGGAGGAUCAGAGUUAUUGUUUGUUGGGGUUCUUUGAUGUUACGAUGCCGGUUAUUUAUGGGGAGGGGAGGGAGAAGGCGAGGAUGAGAUUGUUGGCGGAGAUCAAGAGGCUUAAUGUGGUUCCCGCAAAUCUGGACGAUGAUUUUGAGGUUGUGGAGAAGCCUGCCAUUCGUACUCUCCAUGAAGCGGCGAGUUCGGGCGAUCUGGAAUUCAUCUCUCAGUACCUCGAAGGGCCACCGUCGAGGAGAGAGCAGCUCUGGACCUGGGAUGCUGGAGGGGGUCUUCCACUUCAUCGCGCUGUACGCAAUGAUCAAGCACUGACUUGCAAAUUGCUGAUUGCGUCUAUGAAUGGGAGAACAUGGGAUCCUGUGGACCUGCUUGAUAUGAACGGCAAGAGUCCGGUCGAAUAUGCGUUAUACGACGUUGGCUCCGAGUCAGACGAUGUUCUGAGAGAGUUCCUCACGGACGAAGGGCUAUGCUUCGCGCUGCCAACUAUUCUUACUGUAAGGAAGACGGUUCUGGUUCGCAUCCUGGAAUUGGGUGGCCCAGAUGUUAUUCUCCGAGCGAUCAGAAUCUCAAGAAAGGCCCAACGACCUGCGUUGUUCUCCAAUUUAUUGCAACGCACGCUGGCAACAGUUGUCACUGUUCCACAGUCGGAAAGACUGGUGCCUUCUUUGGCAGCAGAUGUUAUCGGCCUGGCAAACGCGAAUGAGAAGACACUUACCGCGGCCGUAGCAAAGAUGACUGACAUGAUCUAUAAUUGGGCAGUGUCUGAGCGUGUAAAGCGAUUGAUACUGCUACAGAAAGUUACGGGUCUGGAGGUUUUCACUGGCAGUGAUGGGCUCAAUUUUGUCGGAAAAGCAAUUCUUGCCAAUGACACAGCAACUUUGUCCGCCCUACACAAGAUCGACCUGUCGCUCUUUUCGAGGCCUGUGGGCUGGUGGACCGGCGAUCACUUGACUGUCCAAGUUCACGUUGGUGAAUGGCAUCCUCUCCGAUUUGCGGCAUUCCUAGGAUACCCUCAAGCUGUAGAGCUGGUGGCACGGCUGACGGACCCAGAGGAGAACGAUCCACCUCACUUGCGCGCAGUUCAUUAUGCUGCAAUAUAUGCUUACAUGGACGACAAGCGGAAGUCCACCUUUCGCAUACUACGAGAACUCUCCUUGGAGGACGACGAUUCGGAGGAGUCAACCUAUUGUAUUGUCAACUUCGUCGUCACAUGUGAUACCGACUGGUUCGUUCUAGUCUUCCCUCAUUCUCGAGAAGCUGUGAUCGAAGACAUCAAGACCGCCUCGCCAGAGAAGUUCUACUGGGACGCCGGCCAUGUGAGAACCCGUAAAGGGCAAUUCCACACAAGAACAUGCGACAAGUUUAAUAUGCGAGUGAGAACCAAAUGCAUAGAUCGAGGGUCUCCAGACAGCCAGCAAAGUGCGGUAAAUUUGUCUUUCAUGCAUGGCUGGAACAAUUCUGAAGUGCAAGGCGAAAAGGGACGUGUCAUACUCGCACUGGCACCAGAAUCAGAAGCGGACGUUUGGUUUCGGGAGUCAAAUCAGCAUCACUUUAGUCAGAUGGAUGAUAACGCAACAGUAUUGGCGUCGGGGACAAAUUGGAGAGAAAGUGCGCAUAAUCAUCGUGCGUGGCAACUUCGAUGUGAGCAGAAAGUUAUAAGCUCUGUUUAGGACCAUGAAGUUACGCAGAGCUCAAUUAGGACU
Molecule: messenger RNA, 2464 nt
Organism: Cercospora beticola
Lineage: Eukaryota; Fungi; Ascomycota; Dothideomycetes; Mycosphaerellales; Mycosphaerellaceae
Source: RefSeq, a predicted model, not a curated record